Molecule: messenger RNA, 1603 nt
Organism: Lolium perenne
Lineage: Eukaryota; Viridiplantae; Streptophyta; Magnoliopsida; Poales; Poaceae
Product: hydroxycinnamoyltransferase 4-like
Molecular function (GO): acyltransferase activity, transferring groups other than amino-acyl groups
Source: RefSeq, a predicted model, not a curated record
ACUUGUUUUUUAUGCCCUACAUUAGCGAGGUUGCGUGCUGCGGAAUGCUGAUCCGCUCUUAAGUUUAGCUGCAUUACCCCGCGCAUAACUAGACGAGAUUAGAGUGAACACGGAGAACAAAACACAAUAAGCAAUAUGGGAUCCGUAUCAGCACUACCAGUGGUAGAAUCCUGCCUCGUAGCGCCGAGUGACGAGACGCCGCGGCGAGGGCUGUGGCUCUCCCCGCUGGACCUGGUCCUGGCCACUCGAGGUCACACCCCGCUCGUCCACGUCUAUGGUGCCAGCGACGUCGCCGGCUUCUUUGACGUGGCCAGGCUCAAGGAGUCCAUGGCGAAGGCGCUGGUGCCCUUCUACCCGCUCGCCGGCCGCCUCGGCGCGGAUUCCGACGGCCGCGUCCAGAUCGACUGCAACGCGGAGGGCGCGCUCUUCGUGGUCGCCCGCUCCGAACACACCGUCGACGACUUCAGCGACCCGUCCCCGUCACCGGAGCUAACCAAGCUCUUCGCUCCUCGCGUUCAACCGCCAUCCGUUAUGUUGGCCAUACAGGUGACCUUCUUGAGGUGUGGCGGUGUGGUGUUUGGGACAGCGGUGCACCACGCCAUCGUAGACGGCUCCAGCAUGUUCCACUUCACCCGGACGUGGGCGAGCUACUGCAGGUACGGUGACGGCGCCGCCGUAGCAGAGGCGCCCCCGUGCCACGACCGUGCCCUCCUGCGCGCCCGCUCCCCGCCCUUCAUCCACCCGGAGACCAUCCCCAUGUUCUGCAGCAACCUGACCAUGCACGACUCGCCAGCCACAUCCGUCCUCGGGACAGAGGUCUUCACCAUCUCCGGUGAGCAGCUACAUGCCCUCAAGCGCCACUGUGAUGGCGCCAGCACGUUCUGCUCCGUGAGCGCCAUGGUGUGCCGGUGCGUGUGCGUGGCCCGCGAGCUGGACCUGGACGCCACCACGCGCAUGAACUUCCCCGUGGACAUCAGGCGCCGCCUCACGCCGCCUCUCCCGGACGGCUACUUCGGCAACGGGGUCGUCAACGUGUUCGCCACCGCGUCCGUGAAGGACGUGGUGUCGGGGACGCUGGCCUCCGUCGCCUUCCGAGUUAAAGCCACGACGGAGCGGCUCAACGACGACGACGUGCUGAGAUCGGCGGUGGACUACUUCGAGACGACGGCGGAGAAAGGCAUGCGGGCGGCGGAGGACAGAGGGAACCUGCCGGAGACGGAGCUAAGGAUGAACAGCUGGUUCCACAUGCCCAUGUACGACACCGACUUCGGGUGGGGGAAGCCGCGCAUGACAACGCGGGCGGAGGCCGUGCGCGGCGGGUGGGUGUACCUGCUGGCAGCAGGUGGCGGCGGCGCGCGGGUGCUCCUCUCCUUGGAGGCGGCUACUCUCAGGAAGUUCGACGUUGUUUUACGCCGAGUUCUAGCCAGCGAACGUGCUAGACUGUGACGACCAAAUUGCUUUGCUCCCGCCUCCCGCGCGCUUGUCAUUUCUAUUGCGCACGACACAAUGUCAUGGCUUUUGCUUCAGUCCCUCGAUAUCCCUUCGUGGGCCAACAUAUCCCUCAAACUCUUCGCUUCCUGAUCCGCCCGUCUCUACCUAGCUA